UUCAAUUAAACAUUUCAAACACCCACAGAGUCUUGCUCCAAAUUUAAGUUGAUCAAUUGCACCAAGGAGUGUAAAAAGUUUAUAUCCGUGUCAUGAUCAUUGACCACAAGUGCGUAUCUAAAGACAGAUCCGAUCAGUGAAACAUAUAAAUUAGACAAGAGCAAUUCUCGAAAUCCAGUCGCUAAUUUCGUGGUGAAGGUGUUGCAAGCAGAACUAACAUAAAAUUCAAUAUGAUCAGUCGAAUCUAUUCCGUGUAUUUGGUUGCCAUUUUGGUGCUUUGUGAUUCAAUUGCGGCUCAACAAUUCUGUCACCAGAUUCAAUUCAAUCGAAAUACAUUUUCGAAAGAUAUGAAACCAUGUGGAGAUAAAUCAAAGAGCCCGUUUGUCAUCAAAGAUUUCAACGAAAACUUCAAACCACAUAUCUCGGACUCGAAACAAUAUCUAUCAAACAACUUUGUUAACUCGUGUGCUGAACUUGCUCCAAGACUAUCAUUGACUGCAAAUUCCUCCAUUCACGCAAACAUUUACUUGAAAAAAGUAAAAGACGAAUUUGUAGAGAUCGUCGUGUACGAUGCGUCAAGAAAUCAGGUUAUGGAGCGAUUUAGACAAAAUAUCUAUGGAAAUUUCAAUGAGCUGGUUGGUCGUGUUCGUGUAGACGUACCGAACGCCAAGAUCGAAAUAAUCGCCGGAAGCAUCACAGCACAAAGCAUGCUUGCAAUUGAGUAUUUGUAUGUUCUAAAUUCGGCUAUUAACACUAAAGAAUGUCGACCACCCUAUAAACCAGAGCCGUUCCUCGUAUGGUGGGUCAUCAUUGCCGUGUCAUUGGGCAUUUUAUGUUUUAUCCUCCUCUCAGUUGGCAUUUACUGCAUAAUUGAUCGUCGCCAGAAAAUGGCGAAUCAACCAAAAUAAAUGAAAAUAUACAGAAUUUUCUGAAAUUUAAUUUUUUCAAUGUUAUACUAUUUUAAUCUUUAAAGAUUGUUAUCGGAAAUAAAUUUGAACAUGAAUUUUGAAGCAAGUAAA
Contarinia nasturtii (swede midge) is the source of this 1019-nucleotide messenger RNA. RefSeq lists its product as uncharacterized. The record is from RefSeq and is a predicted model, not a curated record. Lineage: Eukaryota; Metazoa; Arthropoda; Insecta; Diptera; Cecidomyiidae. The transcript has 3 exons. Bases 231 to 908 code for a protein of 225 amino acids.